This is a messenger RNA of Mucor mucedo, 934 nucleotides long. RefSeq lists its product as uncharacterized. Lineage: Eukaryota; Fungi; Mucoromycota; Mucoromycetes; Mucorales; Mucoraceae. The transcript is spliced from 3 exons. The record is from RefSeq and is a predicted model, not a curated record. Bases 90 to 860 code for a protein of 256 amino acids. Gene Ontology annotation, molecular function: NADH dehydrogenase (ubiquinone) activity.
GAUUUUUUUUCUGUUAGAUAAAAAUCUCCUGUGCGAUUUUUUUUUUCUUUUGUUAAUUAUACCAACGAAACUCCCCACUCUUUUUUCAAAUGGCUUCACGAUUAAUUAGUGCUUCUCUUGCACGCCUCCCACGUCAACUUUCAGCAGUGCGUGCUAUCCGUACAACACCUGCUCGUGCUUUUACUUCCAGUGUAAAAUGCCAAGAAAAGGAUUUAAACCAAGUAUCAGCCGAUCCCAACUUCAAGUCCGGCAAUGAUCAUCUCCAUGAAUAUGGUCAAUAUCUCAUGUCAGUGAUGCCCAAGUUUGUUCAACAAUUCAGUGUUUAUAAGGAUGAAUUAACUAUUUAUGCUGCACCUUCAGCUAUCUACCAAGUGAUGCACUUUUUGCGUGACCACACCAACACUCAAUUUAAAUCUGUUUUGGAUAUUACAGCCAUUGAUUUCCCUUCCCGUGACAACCGAUUUGAAGUUGUUUAUAAUAUGUUGAGUAUGAAGUAUAAUGGACGUAUUCGUGUAAAGACUUAUGCCAGUGAAACAUCUCCUGUUCCUUCUGUUGUACCUCUUUUCAACGCUGCUAACUGGCAGGAACGUGAAACCUAUGAUAUGUUUGGUGUCUUCUUCACAGGUCAUCCUGAUCUCCGUCGUAUCUUGACUGAUUAUGGUUUUGAAGGUCAUCCUUUAAGAAAGGAUUUCCCUCUUACAGGUUAUGUCGAAGUUCGUUAUGAUGAGGAAAAGAAGCGUGUUGUUUCUGAACCCGUUGAAUUGGCCCAAGCCUUCAGAAACUUUGAAGGUGCUCUUUCACCUUGGGAGCAAAAUGGCCUUGGACGUGAUGAUACACCCAAGAAGAUUGAAGAAAAAUAGAGUUUUAAUAAUAAAGAAAAGCUGGAACAAAAAAAAAUAUAUAUAUAUAAAUGUAACUAGUAUUUCUUUCUCUU